Myxocyprinus asiaticus (Chinese sucker) is the source of this 2912-nucleotide messenger RNA. RefSeq names its product chloride anion exchanger-like. NCBI's taxonomy places the organism in Eukaryota, Metazoa, Chordata, Actinopteri, Cypriniformes, Catostomidae. The record is from RefSeq and is a predicted model, not a curated record. Gene Ontology annotation, biological process: transmembrane transport. The coding region runs from base 1 to 2202 and encodes 733 amino acids. Gene Ontology annotation, molecular function: bicarbonate transmembrane transporter activity; chloride transmembrane transporter activity; oxalate transmembrane transporter activity. The transcript has 19 exons. Gene Ontology annotation, cellular component: membrane.
AUGCAGCCGUUUGGCAGACACUAUGUGGUGGUAAGGCCUCUGUUUUCAGAGGAUUCCUUUGCAGAGCAACAUGAGAGGAUCAGCAGGAACCGCAAAACUCCACUGGACCAUCUGAGAAACUAUUUCACUUGUGAUUCAAACCGUGCAAAGAAUGCGGCUCUUUCACUUCUGCCCAUUAUUGGAUGGAUGAAAAACUACAAUAUCAAAGAAUGGCUGUUGGGUGACAUAGUUUCUGGCAUAAGCACUGGAUUAGUUGCAGUGCUACAAGGACUUGCAUUUGCUUUGCUGGCCUCCUUACCACCAGGAUAUGGACUCUAUACUGCAUUUUUCCCUGCGAUAGUCUACUUCUUUUUGGGCACCUCCAGACACAUCUCAGUAGGGGCUUUCCCCAUUUUGAGUCUAAUGGUGGGUGCUGUUGUCACACGGCUGGUGCCUGAUGAGGGACCUGCAGUAAACAUCACUGGAUUUGAAGGGUUGAGCAUUGAAGAGCAGAGAGUUAUUGUUGCUUCCACUGUUACUUUUCUCAUGGGGGUGUUCCAGCUCAUAAUGGGGCUACUACAUGUGGGCUUCAUUGUCAUGUAUCUGUCUGAUACUCUGGUGUCGGGAUUCACCACUGCAGCUGCUGUUCAAAUUCUGGUUUCCCAGCUCAGAUUUGUGUUGGGACUAGACUUUCCUGGUAGAAAUGGCCCACUCGCCAUUAUAUAUACCUUAGUGGACGUUUUCUCUCAAAUCACUAACACGAACGUGGCAGAUCUGGUGACAUCUGUUGUGAUCAUGGCAGUAGUGCUUAUUGUGAAAGAGAUCAAUGAUAAAUUCAAGUCGAAACUACCUGUGCCGAUACCUAUAGAGGUCAUCAUGACUGUUAUUGCUUGCGGAGUCUCCUUUGGAUUCAAUUUCGAAGAGAGAUUUGGCGUGGUCGUUAUUGGGGAGAUGGUAAACGGAUAUGAAUCUCCUAUUGCUCCAAAUCUGGAAGUCAUUGAGCAGAGUGCAGUGGAGGCUUUCCCUAUGGCCAUAGUAGGAUUUGCCGUGGCUUUCUCAGUAGCUAAAGUCUAUUCUGUCAAACACGACUACACCAUCGACGGAAACCAGGAGCUCAUUGCGUUUGGGGUGAGCAACAUGUUUGGGGCAUCUUUCCGUUCAUUUGCUGCCAGCACAGCCCUUUCGAGGACUGCCAUACAGGAGAGCACAGGAGGGAAGACGCAGAUAGCUAGUAUUCUAUCUGCCAUGAUGGUACUGAUUGUCACUGUAGCAGUAGGAUUCCUGCUUGAACCAUUACCCAGGUCUGUUCUUGGUGCCCUGGUGAUUGUUAAUCUGAAAGGUAUGCUGAUGCAGGUCAAAGAGUUGCCAUUCUUAUGGAACAAUGAUCGGCCUGAUUUUGUUACCUGGGUGGUGACCUUUGUAGCAUCUAUUAUCCUGGGGUUGGAUCUGGGGUUGGCUGUGGGCAUUGUGGCAGAAUUGUUCACUGUGGUCUUCAGGGCUCAAUUCCCACGAUGCUCUCUCCUGGCAAACAUCACUGGAACUGACAUCUACAGGGAUCGCAAAGACUACCUCUCAAUUUAUGAACCUGAAGGAGUUAAAAUAUUCAAAAUACCCUCACCCAUCUUCUUUGGUAACAUUGACUUCUUCAGAGAUAAACUGGUGAAUGCUGUCGGUUUUAGUCCCUUAAGAGUUUUGAAGAAAAGGAGCAAAGCCCUGCGAAAGAUCAGAAAAAUGUUGAUUAAUGGAGAACUGCAGGUGUCUGACAGGGGCCUUCAGAUAACACAUCAACCAUCUACUGACAGUUCAGAAGAUGAAAGCAACAUAGAGGGUCUGGACCAGCCCAUAGACAACUCAAAUCUUCCCAUCCAGGUGAACUGGAACGCAGAACUCCCUGCCAACAUCUGUGUCCCUCCUGUGAACAUCCACAGUUUGGUCCUGGACUUCUCUGCAGUCACGUUCCUUGAUAUAGCCGCACUCAAGGGCCUUAAAACGACCCUGAAAGAGUUUAUAAAAAUUGAGGUGGACAUCUACAUUGUUUCCUGCGAUGUGUACAUCAUGGAGAAGCUUCAUCAGUGUAAAUUUUUUGAUGACGCCAUUAAUACGUCGAUCUUUUAUCCCACACUACAUGAUGCCAUGUUGCAUAUUCUGCAGAUACAUCCAGAUUAUAGACAAGCAGAAAAGGAUAUACGCAUAAGCAUUCCAAGAGUCAGCAUAACUGUGUGAAGAAGAGGAAAUUGUGGUCUGAAAAUACUGCUGAAAUACCUCUUUAAAUCAUGCAGGAAAGGUUGCAAACUGUAUGGACAAAGAGGGAUCACAGCACUUUAUAUAUCUUAGCCUUACCAGUGGAUAGAUAUUAAAUUUGAUUAAAUGUAUUACUGCAGCUUGGAGAAGCACACAUUCAUUGUUACCAUGGUUACUGGUGAUUUACCCCGCCCCCAAUAUUUAUACCAUGAUUAAUGGAAACAAGUAAAUGCUUCACGCUACAAGAGUCCACACCAUUCCAAAGAAGAUGAAUAUAAUGUGUGCUGCAAAGCAUGCUGAGGCCAUUGUUAUGUUCUUUUUAUAUAUCUUGUCUGUUACGGUUAAAUUGCAUAUUUUAAUCUUUUGUGUACAAAAUGUAAUAAUUCAUAAAUUUCCUCUUGUGGAGAGAUAGACAGACCUACACCAGAAUUAUGUAUUACUUAACAUUAACAAUAUGAAUUUGCAAUACACCUUUAUAUAAAAAAUCCUUUCAUGUAAAUAUGAGAUUUUUGCAAUACAUGCUUAAACUAGGUAAAAACCUACAUUAUGUCUGGUAUUCAUUUUGCAACAAAAUUAAGUGAUAUGUCUGGUGAGAUAAAUAUGGAGACACUUAUUAUGCACAUAUUUUUACAAAAUAUACAUGUGCCUUGCAUUAUGUGUUUUGUGAACAUCCCUCAACACAUCAGCAAAAG